Molecule: messenger RNA, 1554 nt
Organism: Rhinocladiella mackenziei CBS 650.93
Lineage: Eukaryota; Fungi; Ascomycota; Eurotiomycetes; Chaetothyriales; Herpotrichiellaceae
Exons: 2
Coding region: 1-1554 (517 amino acids)
Cellular component (GO): mitochondrion
Molecular function (GO): molybdenum ion binding; oxidoreductase activity
Source: RefSeq, a predicted model, not a curated record
AUGCCUCGCAUAGAGCCGGGGGAGGGCUCCUUGUCCCAACCAGCUGCAACCACCAUCAUCUUCGCUUCCGCUAUCUCUCCGCUUGCUGUGGCCCAUGCCGAAACCCCCGCUACAGAAACACAACGACUCAUCCGCCUAAAAGAAGUCAAACAACACGGCAAAACGGCCGAACGGAAAUGGGUCAUUAAAGGAAACCGAGUCUUUGACAUUACCGAUUGGAUUGCUGCUCAUCCUGGAGGACCUGUCAUCUUGCGUGCCGUCGGAGGUUCUAUUGACAAAUACUGGGAUAUUUUCUCCAUCCACAAAAAGCAAGAGGUCUAUGAUAUCCUGGAAGGGUAUUUCAUCGGUGAGAUCGAUCCCCGAGACCUCGUCGAUGGUCAUGUUGCGGCCAAUGAUAUCGAGGAUCCUUUCGUGUCGGAUCCCACUCGAGAUUCCCGUUUGCUGGAGCACACGGCAAAACCGUGCAAUGCAGAGACACCAACCAGUUGCUUGGGAUCUUUCAUCACUCCCAAUGAGACAUUCUAUGUCCGCAAUCAUUUUUGGGUUCCGGAUUCGGAUCCAAAUAGCCACAUCCUGACAGUCGAAUUACCAGAUGGGACGGAAAAAGAGUAUUCUUGCCACGACAUCGAGUCCAAAUUCGAGCCCUUCCAAAGGACUGUAACGCUGCAAUGCUCUGGCAAUCGUAGAAAACACAUGUCUGAAGGAGCAAGACCGACAUCGGGUCUUCCGUGGGAUGCGGGAGCCAUAUCCAACGCGGAAUGGACUGGUGUUCGUUUGAGGGAUGUUUUGGAAGAUGCAGGGUUCCCCAUCAACCAGCCAAAUACAGAAAAUGCCAGACAUGUCCACUUCAUUGGAGCAGAAGCAUAUGGUACUUCCAUUCCUAUCGACAAGGCCCUAGACCCCAACGGAGAUGUUAUGCUGGCGUAUAAAAUGGCUGGAAAACCUCUCCCUCGCGAUCACGGAGCUCCCUUGCGGGUGCUGGUACCUGGUUAUACGGCCGCCAGGAGUGUCAAGUGGCUAGAGAAGAUUAUUCUAGCAGAAGAGGAAAGCCAGUCCCAGUGGCAGCAGCGUGACUAUAAAUGUUUCGGCCCCAAUCAGACAGCAAAUGAUGUUGAUUGGUCUUCGGCUCCAGCAAUUCAAGAAACUCCGGUCCAGAGCGCCAUCACAUCGAUCAGAAGCAUAUCAAAUGCCAGUCGUGCAGAUCGGAAAGAGUUGACGACCUAUGGCAUGCAGGAAGAUAUCAUUAAGGUUGAAGGGUACGCGUACAGUGGCGGCGGUAGACGCGUUGUACGUGUCGACGUCAGUGCGGAUGGGGGGAAGAGUUGGCACCAAGCUACAAUUCUUCCUGAUAAUGCUCAAGGACAUAAAACUUGGUCGUGGAAACGGUGGGAGUGGAUGGUGCCCAAACGGAUGGCGGGACGAACUUUUGUGGUCAAAGCCGUUGAUGACUCCUAUAAUGUCCAGCCAGAAUCGUAUGAAGCCCAGUGGAAUUUUCGCGGUGUCUUGACUAAUGCAUGGCACAAAGUCGACUACCCGAACAAGGAUCAGCCCUGA